Messenger RNA from Macrosiphum euphorbiae (potato aphid), 366 nucleotides. The record is from the annotation of a GenBank genome assembly. NCBI's taxonomy places the organism in Eukaryota, Metazoa, Arthropoda, Insecta, Hemiptera, Aphididae.
AUGGAUUAUAAAGAUAAAAUAAUGCGUAGAUCUAACGGAGGAAAUUAUUAUGAUCCACUACCUUCAAACAGUUCAUAUGGUGGCGAGUUUAUUGAAACAGAAAAUGAUGAUUUAACGGAACAGCUAAAAGAUAAGGUGAAUACUUUGAAGUCUCUCUCGAUUGAUAUUGGUGCAGAAGUAAAAUACCAAGACCGCUUACUAAGAGAUAUGGAUCAUGAUUUUGAAACCACUGGAGGAUUUUUGAGUAACACACUUGGUCGAGUUACGAGGCUUAGUAGAAAUAGUGGUGGCUACAAUAUGUUAUAUCUAAUUUUAUUUAGUUUUGCAGUUUUUUUUGUACUGUAUAUAUUUUUAAAACUGAAAUAG